This is a messenger RNA of Arvicanthis niloticus (Nile rat), 2826 nucleotides long. Its product is annotated as DNA polymerase delta subunit 3-like. NCBI's taxonomy places the organism in Eukaryota, Metazoa, Chordata, Mammalia, Rodentia, Muridae. Gene Ontology annotation, biological process: DNA synthesis involved in UV-damage excision repair; DNA replication; nucleotide-excision repair, DNA gap filling. Gene Ontology annotation, molecular function: DNA-directed DNA polymerase activity. Gene Ontology annotation, cellular component: nucleus; delta DNA polymerase complex. The record is from RefSeq and is a predicted model, not a curated record.
AGCACCAGGAAAGGGAAUGUGAUGAGCAACUUUUUUUUGGAAGCUGCCCUGAGUAAACUUAAAGUCAAUUUGGAUUCAGAACAAGCAGUAAAGGAAGAAAAAACAGUGGAGCAACCUCCAGUGUCUGUCACUGAACCAAAGCUGGCAGCUCCCCCAGCUCUGAAGAAAUCCAGCAGAAAGUCAGAGCCUGUGAAGAUGCAGCAAAAGGGAAAAAGCAACAGGGGUAAGCGAGUAGACUUAUCUGAUGAGGAAGUGAAGGAAACUGAAAACCUGAAGAAAAAGAGGAGAAGAAUCAAGCUUCCUCAGUCUGAUAGCAGUGAAGAUGAAGUCUUUGCAGACUCUCCUGAGAUAUAUGAAGCAGACUCACCAUCUCCACCUCCUGCAUCUCCACCUCCUGAUCCUAUUCCAAAAACUGAGCCCCCUCCUGUCAAGCGUUCAAGUGGAGAAAACAAAAGAAAACGAAAGCGUGUACUAAAAUCUAAAACCUUUGUGGAUGAAGAAGGCUGCAUAGUGACUGAGAAAGUCUACGAGAGUGAGUCCUGCACAGACAGUGAGGGGGAGCUUAAGAUGAAGCCGGCCUCAGCACACAGACCUCCUGCUGCCACUGUGAAAAGGGAGCCCAGAGAAGAACGGAAGGGCCCCAGGAAAGGGGCUGCUGCUCUGGGCAAAGCCAACAGACAAGUGUCCAUUACUGGCUUCUUCCAGAAAAAGUAAAUACUGCCUCUGGAAGGACUUGGGGUGGUCAAGGGAGAAGACCAAGUAUAGACUCACUUACUGUGUAAGUUUGCCUAGCUCCUUGCCUCACCCGGAUCAAGUGCUGCUCUGCCAUCAUGGGACAUGUGUACCACUUCUGUUUUAUUUACCCAAAAGGAAGUCAUCUGGAAGCAGGAGGCAAAAGAAUAUUUUAAAAACUGUUACAUUGUAAUAAGUUUAUAAAGCACAAUCUUUGACCUGCCUAGGAGAAUUCAUUCAAGAAUUCCCUGCUGGGUCCCACUCGCCCCGUGCCAUGUUCCUCUCCUAGUCCUCUGUGUUCUGUGAACUUGUGACAAUGUUUUAUUUUAUGAAUUCUACUGGAUGAGUUCACUACUUCUCCAUGUUCCUCUCCCUACUACCAUACUUCUGUCCCCUGACCCCACAAAACUGUUUUCUGUAAAUCUUUUAAGUCUUGGUCAAAUGAGAAGCUAAAGCUAAAAUCUUCUGUAAUUCCCUAUCUCAUCAGUAUAGUAAGUGACACUCCAGUGAGUGAGGCUCCAGGCUAGGCCAGCGUAUAUUGUCCAAUCCUUUCAUCACGGAAGCUCCCUCACCCUCCCUCAUCCUCACUGGUUAGGGCAGAGCACAGAGAUGUGCUAAUGUACCCAGCCUCAGCAGAAAUGACCUAGAGUCACAUGAUGGGCAAUGACAGAGCUGUUAGGUUGCCAACAAGGGUACACACAUACUUAUGUGUGGUUUCUUUCUUCCUAAUUUCCAUACUUAAUACCUAGAGAGUGGAACCUGUAUGGUGAGAUGAAAGAUUAAAAUAAGAAAUGCUUUCUAUGCACCAGAUAAUUUCUCCCUCUCAAGGAAGUACAGUGUCCAGAAUUGUCAAUUUUCCAUUCUGGGAAGGAAGGGAGAACUUAGCACACAUUUCUACACAGAUAUUGCUUCUCUGUUUUGUCAAGUUCUUCAUUUGCCCGCAGUACAGGCUCCCUAGGAAGAGAUCGGGGACUGACUGGCUAUAGAUAGAAACAGCAAAGUAAACGUUUGCUUUUGUAGUUGUGUCCUGAUAAUAACAUUCAGUCACCUUCCAUUCUGGCCAGGCAGGAGGUGAGCCCAUCCAUGUUGUGUGGCAGUGGCUUUGUACACUGAGCUGUAGGGAAGGGAACACAGACUCCAUUGCUGGUGUGAUUCACCCAGGGGGGGGGGAUGAGGGGUGUCUGCCCCAGCCCUUCCACUGAGGGCUGGCUUGUGUCAUAAGAUGUAAUCAGUUGCCUACUAUUGAAGGUUGGGGUUCAGGCUGACCUUGGAAUUUGCACAGCUGCUUUAACAAGCAAGCAUGGGCUUGAUGGAGAUGAGUUCUGGCCUUACGUUGAGAACUUGAGGCAGAUGCUUUGUCCAUCAAGCUGAGUAAGGGUUGGUGUACUCCAAAACCUUUUUUUUUUUUUAAGUAGAAAAGAGUGGAAUGCCUGGACUUAAGCUUACACGAAGCCUCUGGAGAAGAAUCCCCUGUUUUCAGUGGUUAUUUUUGUCAUUGCCUCUAGUCAUUUUUUAAAUGGGAAUGGAAAAGUAGAAGGCAAGCAUCCAGUCUUUAAAAAAUCUGAUUAUGGUGGGAUUUCUAAUAAAACCAAAUUUGAAUUGGAGCUCCAGUGCAAGUUGGAGUUGCAUCCUUCAAGGAAGAAUGCAAAUCUCUGAUUUCUGUACCCAGCAUGCCACCUAGGUUCUUCUGAGCUGCCUGCAAAGCUAAGCAGGCAUUGAGUGGUGGCUUUUCUCUCCAGUCUACAUAGUGCUCAACCAGGCUACCCAUGAAUUAGAUAAAUUCAAGAAGCUGUUUUGAAACAGAGCUUCAAACUGAAAUGCUGACCAGGAACAGGCUGGUUUUCAGUUUAUGUUGUUAAAAGCACAUACCCAUGGUCUGAAAUGGACAAGUUGUUUGCCAUAUCUUCAUCUUUUUAGUCCUGUGGGAAAUCUUAGUUUUAGCCAACCUUACUUUUCAGUUCAUUAGGAGGAAAAUCUAGUCCUGAUCUUGCAUUCUGUAUUGGUUUGGCUUUAUCCCUUGCUGCCUGGGUGAUGUUGGGCAAAUUUCUGUCUUUGGUUCCCUAACAAAGUUGAACUAAAAUAAGCCACUCGGUA